UUUGGUAUUGAAAACAUGUAUAUAUGUAUUAAAUAAAUCUGAGACGUCUGUGUCCCAAAACAUAUAUUUUUAGAUAAAUAAAGGUUCAAUACAUGUUUGUUUUUUUAUCUACAAAUGGCGCACUGUACUUGACUAUCCAAAAAACGUAACUGUCAUUCUCGUAUGUAGCCUACCUCUGCGCACUAAACUCAAUUUCAGGAAGUAACCAAUGAAAGAAAGAGGAGCUGAUCAAGCGAUAGGAGGACUCUAUUGUUUCUACUUUGAGAAGAUAUUAUAAAAACGCUAUUAAAAUGUCGGAAUUUGAAGAUAACCCAUUUGCAGAAUCGUACGACAUCAACCCUUUUCAGGAUCCCUCGGUUACACAAGUGACCAACUCUGACGUAGACCACAUUGAUCAAUUUAACCCUUUCCCAGACCAUCAGACGGUUAGCCUAUCAGGGCCCACCAUGCCGGCCUCCAGGAUCCCUUCCCAGCCUGCCGUGCUGCAGCCGUCAACAGAGCCCGGCCCACAGGUGACGGAGGCUGCACGCCAGGCUAGCCUGCUGAGGCAGCAGGAGGAGCUGGAGCGGAAGGCUGCAGACCUGGAGCACAGUGAGAAGGAGUUGCAGAACAGGGGAACCUCAACAGGCAAGGACAACAACUGGCCACCUUUUCCCAAGGCUUUUCCCAUAAAUCCUUGCUUCUACCAGGACUUCUCGGUGGAGAUUCCCAUGGAGCACCGGAGGGUCUGCCAGAUGUUGUACUAUCUGUGGAUGCUCCACUGUGUGACUCUGUUCCUCAACCUGCUGGCCUGUCUGCUCUACUUCACCGUGGAAACGUCCUUUGGUGUGAACUUUGGCCUGUCCAUUCUUUGGCUCAUCCUGUUUGCCCCCUGCUCCUUCCUCUGUUGGUACAGACCUGCCUACAAGGCCUUCAAGUCGGACUGCUCCUUCAGUUACUUCUUCUUCUUCUUUGUGUUCUUCUGCCAAGUGGUGGUGUUCAUUAUCCAGUCUGUGGGCUUCCCCAAAUUGGGAAACAGUGGUUGGAUCACCUCGUUGUUGGCCUUCGCCUCCAACAAGGCGGUGGGAGCCAUCAUGAUGGUGGUGGCCUACUUCUUCACUGCUGUGCUGUCAGUCAUCCUGCUGUGGAUGGUGCACAGCCAGUACAGGCGUACCGGGGCCAGCUUCCAGAAGGCCCAGCAGGAGUUCUCCCAGGGCGUGCUCACCAACAAGACCUUCCAGACGGCUGCCACCUCCGCAGCCGCCUCCACUGCCUUCCAGGGGAACAACUAGACCCAGGCCGGGCUAACUCAACCCCCAGAUACCCCCUUCACUCUCCACCCGUUGAGACUCUGUUGUAAAGGAACCACUGGUUUAGUCUCUCAACAAUGGUGUCUUUUCAGCAUCCUUUAAUUUCAAUGUACAAAUGAAGACCACGAGUGUUGCUUUUAGCAGGGUGAAACCUGAAUGAAAAAUAUAAUGACGUUUAAAGUGUGUACUCUGUCUCAUAAGACUAUGAUAAUCACCUAGGUUAUUAGUUACCAGGGCUACUGUAAUUAUUAGAUGCAUAUGUUCCAUUAUACUUAGAAAUCACCUCAAACUAACGCACCUUCAGAUCCACAACAUUUCAUUAGCCUUUUCAGAUAGUUUUCGUCAAAAUGAGGUACUUUGUUUCCAAUAUCUUCAUGUUGUACAUAGUCCUGCUGUAUGUGUAGAGUAUUGGCUUUGGCAAUGAGAGACAGGUGUUGUGUAAGAAUGGCUUGAAUAUUUAACAGCAGGUUGGUUUGUCAGUAUAGGCUGUCCCAUUCAACUUAAAGGGACAGUUCACCCCAUUGUCAGUAUAGGCUGUCCUAUUCAACUUAAAGGGACAGUUCACCCCAUUGUCAGUAUAGGCUGUCCUAUUCAACUUAAAGGGACAGUUCACCCCAUUGUCAGUAUAGGCUGUCCUAUUCAACUUAAAGGGACAGUUCACCCCAUUGUCAGUAUAGGCUGUCCUAUUCAACUUAAAGGGACAGUUCACCCCGGAACCAAAGUUUGUCAUUUUCAUACCCCUGCCUGGUAAACUUGGCUUUUGGAAUGGACUAUACCUUUUGACCAAAACCUUGACGUGUGCCUUGACCAGUGUCUCUCCAGUUUGUCGCUGUAGCCAUUGGUUCCUACGUUAACCAACCAUUUUGCUCUUUUUUAUUGUGGGAGAAAUUCCGUUAUUAAAGAACUAUUUUUUUAUAUAUAAAAAAAAAAAAAAAAUGUAUGACACAUGCUCAUCGUUCAUACUAUCGUGUCGACCUGAAUCGUGCUGUACACACACUUUUUUUUUUUCUUCACAUUGUCCUUUCCAGCACGGUUCAGGCAACUAUGCUGGAUGAAUAACCAGGCCAGUAGACUUCUGUUCAGCUCAGCUCAGUAGUGUGAAAAUGGUAUCAUUUAGAUUGACAAACUCACGCCACCAACAGAUUCAUCAUGUGAACAAUGAGAAAUAGCUCUUUGCUCUGCUUUUGAUUAGUGUUUUGGUAACUCAGGUCGGGAAGCGCUUGUCACUCAAAAUUAGAGCUGGACAAAGUAGAGCUGAGUGGU
Messenger RNA from Oncorhynchus mykiss (rainbow trout), 2552 nucleotides. RefSeq names its product secretory carrier-associated membrane protein 2. Gene Ontology annotation, cellular component: recycling endosome membrane; trans-Golgi network membrane. Gene Ontology annotation, biological process: protein transport. The record is from RefSeq and is a predicted model, not a curated record. Lineage: Eukaryota; Metazoa; Chordata; Actinopteri; Salmoniformes; Salmonidae.